This is a messenger RNA of Belonocnema kinseyi, 1800 nucleotides long. Its product is annotated as serine/threonine-protein phosphatase 6 regulatory ankyrin repeat subunit A-like. Lineage: Eukaryota; Metazoa; Arthropoda; Insecta; Hymenoptera; Cynipidae. The coding region runs from base 1 to 1800 and encodes 599 amino acids. The record is from RefSeq and is a predicted model, not a curated record. Gene Ontology annotation, molecular function: protein binding. The transcript is spliced from 3 exons.
AUGUCAGCUGAUCCAGGGAAAGUGAGUUUUGGUCUUAUGAAGAAAGAUCUCGAAGCUGGCAAUUGCUUAAUAAAUUGCUGGACGAACACCCUGAAGCAGCCCUAUGGCGAGAUGACGGAGACUAUAAACAACCUGUGUUGCACUAUCUCGCUACAUAAAUUCGUAAAACCAGUGGACCGUUUAAUUGAAUUGGGUGCCAACAUAAAUGCACAAGAUAAUAGACAGCGAACUCCAUUGUAUCAAAGCUUAAAGUCAUACCUCGCUAAUGAGGUAUUCAAAUCUUUACUAAAAAACAACGCUGAUCUCAAUAUUACUACUUAUAGAGAGAAAACUAUACUUCAACAAGCUCUCACACAUUCGUCUCCAGAAGCUGUUCACCUCAUUCUAACAAAAUUGUACGACGAAUACCCAAAGAAUGUAUACCCAAGUGGAGCUAGCGAAACAGAGGAAGACAAAAGAAGAAAAACAAGUGAAAUUGCAAAGUUCCUUUUAAACCAGGAAAUUGAUCUUUAUUACCCUGACUUUGAAUAUUCACUUCUGCUACACUUCGUUCUUGGAAAUGGGGACGCAGAAACUUUCAAAUUGGUUCUAAACGAAGGAGAAUUCGUUUCUAUUGAUGCUCUUGCUCCUCAGAAGACUUCAUUACUUCAGUGGGCUCUUUAUAUCGACGAGUCGUUUGUAAACUGUAUCAUUGACUUUGGGGCAGACGUCAAUCUUCAAGGAGAUGCUGGAACUGCUCUUCAUAUUGCUACUGAUUUUUUCAAACCAAUAGACAAGGUGAUGAUUCGUUAUCUAUUGGACCAGGGCGCUGAUGUGAAUAGCAGAACUGCCUUUGAUAGGUAUACUCCUCUUCACAAUGCACUUGUUGCGGGUAAUGAGGAAAUAGUCGAGAUGCUUUUGAAUGCAGGGGCUGAUAUAGGAGCUAAAUUCUUCUCUGAUAGUUAUGGAAGGCGGCAGUUAUUAUCAUCGCUUAAUAUAGUGUGGGGAUCUACUAGUUUUAAACAAUCAUCCAUUAAAAAGAAAGCUGAAGCGGUUUAUAGCGAUUGGUCAAUACUUGUUAAGCAGGCUCCUUUCUUCGAUAAAAAGUUGAUAAAACUUCUUCUUGAACGAAGCACUAAUAGAAACAUCGCGGCUCUGUUGAGUUGUAAGGAUGAGAAUAAUUUAACGCCUCUUCAACAACCAUGUAUAGAAGGUCAUUUUGAGGUUGCAAAACUAUUGAUAAAGUAUGGUGCUGAUAUCCACAGUAAGUACUCUAAAGGAAAUACUCUCCUUCAUCAUGCUGUUUUGGGGAUAAAUGAAAAUAAAGAAUUUUUGGAUUUCUUGAUUCGAAAUGGCUUGAAUAUUAAUUCUCAAAAUAUUAAUAUGGAAACAGCACUUACCCAAGUUGCUUUACGUCGUCCCAGUGAAGCAGUACCAAUAAUAGAAUUUUUAAUGGAUAUUGGAGCCUAUCUUAAUUCUCCAGAAGGACAGAAAAUCACUUUUAGUGGUUGGACACCACUUCACAUAGCAGUCAUUCAUCAAGCUCCGGAACUUUUUGAGUGUUUAUUGGAACAAAAGGCUGAUUUCAGAGCUCUAGAUCGAGAUGGAAAAUCGCCUUUUGAUAUACAAGGAAAGAUGCAUGGACUGUCAAAGAGCGCUGAAGUCUUAAUAGCAUUUAUGGCGACGACUGAUUAUGUUUUUCCAGAUCUUGAACAUGAUGUAUCUUUAUGGGCAAUUGAUGCAGAUUCUGGAAACUGGAGUUUACAAAAACAAAUUUCCUGUUUACGAGUUUUUAUUGGAGAAGCGAAUCGAGAGGGUUAA